Molecule: messenger RNA, 1188 nt
Organism: Saxophila tyrrhenica
Lineage: Eukaryota; Fungi; Ascomycota; Dothideomycetes; Mycosphaerellales; Extremaceae
Exons: 2
Coding region: 1-1188 (395 amino acids)
Source: RefSeq, a predicted model, not a curated record
AUGGGCCGCGAAGACUACUCCCGGAUAACACUCUGGUUGGCUGACCUUGAAUCGCUCGCUGAACGAGGGAUCAAUACUCUGGUUGGUGCCCGAGGAGUGAUCGCGCCGUCCGCAAUCCUCUCUACGUCGUUCAUCUUACACUGGGCGCUCGAAGUCCGCGGGAGCUGCUACGAAGUCACCAAGAUCGACUAUAGCCGCGUAGGCAGGGUCAAGGACAAGGCCACAUUCGAAGCACCUCCCUUGCGUGAGUGGUGGAGUGCUCGAGAGCAUUUUGGCCUGCGAUAUGUCGGUCGCACUGUCGGCGCUACAGAGUUGAACAAUCAUCAGAUCCUAGCUCGUGCGAGGAAGUUAUGGGGUAAUGGAGGGUUCUUUCGCAAGGAGUGGAAGCUAUUCCGGAACUGCCAGAACUUCGCGCACAUGCUCUUCGAGGAGAUCUGUGCCGAACCAGAUGAGUUCAACCUCCGCGCCAUGAGGUUGUCGGAAUGGCAGAGGAUGCCAAAUCCGGCGAGCAAUAUCAAAGGCGCCGCAGUGGAGACAGGACUUGCGACAAUGACACUGGCUCCAAUCGUAGCUGCCAUCCACGCGGCUGAUGCGAGAGGAAUGAGGACUCGCGAUUUCUUGCGGCAGCAUCCAAAGUCGACAGUGGCCGGCGUAGCUGUGACAGGUCUCGCAGCUGUGGCCAUGCUCCUGUACCAGAGGGCGCCGGAGAGGUACCAGCAGCGGCAGCUAAUGUACAACGACAUUGUGGAACGGGCUGUGAAGUACGCCCCGUUGGCGAGUCCGGCGCUCUUUGAAACUCUUCGAGCGAAACCGGCGGCCUACAAGGGCUAUAACAUGGACAACAUCAACAUCUAUGCCGAGCGUGGGUACCCCGUUCGCGAAGUCGUUGCAGCCUUCGAGUGGCUUCGGAUCGCCCCACAGGGCGCGAGGCGACUCCGCUUCACCAGGGAGGUCGACCUUGCUAUCUCCAUGGUCCUUUACGAGCGUUGGAGAUUCCGGGACGAAAGCGACACCAUGGGACGCGGCAACCCUCUGGACUGGGACUACGACUAUUCAAGUCAAUCGCAGGAAGAGGAAGACGACUACAGUUCAGAGGGCAACGAUGCAGCCAGCGAUGGCGGUGGAGACGCGGGGACGGCGAGUGAGAGUGAAGACGACUAUUACGAAGAGGAGGGGGACGACUACUGA